AUGGUUCUCUAUUUUGCUCUGUCAUAUAUUGAGGAGUAUCAAAUUGCCCAGAAAUCGAAGGCUCCUCCUUCCUUGACUUCUCCCUCACGGUCGACUACAACUUCUGAUGCCCCGUGGCUCAAUCCUCCUUCGGGCAAGCUCAAGUUAAAUACAGACGCGGCAGUAGACAAGUCCAACCAACGUACUAGUUGUGGAGCUGUGUUAAGGAACUCUAAUGGAGAUAUUGUGGCUGCUUUUUCAAAGUCAAUUCCGGGUGUUUUUCGGCCUGAAAUAAUGGAAGCUUUGGCUCUAGUAAAUGCAUUAAAAUGGCUGAUAGAUAAUCAAUGGACUGCUCACAUCUUAGAAACAGACUCUUUUUUAGUGGUUAAAGAUUUACACGCAUCUAUUGCUACUGUUUCUGAUUUCCAUUGUCUGCUAUCAGACAUUACACAUCUAGUGUCCAAUUUUCCAAGAGUGCAGAUUUCUCAUGUAUAUAGAUCUGCGAAUACGGCUGCUCAUUUGUUAGCGAAGUAUGCUCUUUCGGUGGACUCUGUUUGUUUUUGGUUGGAGGAAAUCCCUCCCCCGUUAAAUGCUUAUUGUAUUAAUAUGGAUGAUUAA
Molecule: messenger RNA, 597 nt
Organism: Cannabis sativa
Lineage: Eukaryota; Viridiplantae; Streptophyta; Magnoliopsida; Rosales; Cannabaceae
Exons: 1
Coding region: 1-597 (198 amino acids)
Molecular function (GO): RNA-DNA hybrid ribonuclease activity; nucleic acid binding
Source: RefSeq, a predicted model, not a curated record